GCUGCCUCCCAGAAGGAGCAGCCGAAAUGGAGCCAGAGUAGCCAGAAGAGCUGGAGCAGCUGGAGGAGCCAGAGUAGCUACCGCUGCAUUCCAGAAGGAGCGGCCAUGUGUCUAAGACAAAGCUGCAGCUGGAGCACGGGAGCCCUUGGAGCGCAGGUACCGCUGCGGAGCAGGAGCUAAAGCCGCCGCCGCCAGGAAAAGGGAGCCACCAGAGCACGCAAGCAUUGGAGUGCGGGAGCCGCCGCCACCUGCUGCCACGGCGGCCCCCAAAGCCUUGAAUUCGCUCCAAUGCAGGAGGCGACUUUGCUGCUGGAGUGUAGGAGCCAAUGACGCUGCCACCAGAGUGCGGGACCCAACAUCACCUGGUUGGUGGCGUCCAGAAUUCAGGAUCCCACAGUGCCGCCAGCAGAGGACCAGAGAUGUCGGAGGGCAGGAGCCAAGGCUGUUGCAGCUGGAAGGCAGGAGCUGCUGCCUCCAGAGCUCAGAGCCGCCCCCAAGGGACCCAGCCCAAGGACCCAAGCUGGGAGCCCCUAGGGAAAGGUGCAGGCACCGUGUGGGUCGGAGGACUGCAGCUUCUGGGGAGGUCCUCUUGGGCGAAGGGAGUCGCCACAUUGGAGGAGGUCUGACCCAGGGUGGGCGUCUUUCUCUGCUGGAAGUGUGACUGUGAGUCCCGGGGUUGCGGGGCUGGAGUGACAAAGGAUGAGCCUGUCAUUCAGCCUGAUUCUGCGCCCACUUGGCUCAGGUUGGAGGCAGUGCCUGAAGCCUCGGCCAAUCAGUCUCUUAGGCGAGAACUGUCCAAUCCGCACGCAGCCGGUGAUGAGGGGGCGGGCUUCCACGAACUUCCGUUCCCUUCGCGUCUGGGCCCCGCCGUUUUUUCAAACUUUUUUGGACUUUCUGCCCUGGAUCCGGAGCCCAGGUUUCUGUGCUAUGGAGAAGCUGAAAACAAACCACAGGGAGACCGCUGAGAACCCUGAGAGCCGGGAAAUGGUGCUGUUGACAUUCAGGGAUAUAGCCAUUGAUUUUACUGAAGAGGAAUGGGAAUGCCUUCAACCUGCUCAGAAAAACUUAUAUAAUGAUGUGAUGUUAGAGAACUAUAGAAACUUUGCCUUCCUGGCCAUGACUCUUCAUGAUACCCAAGAAUAUAUAUCAGAAAAGGGCAUAAAACACAUAUUUCACAAAGUGAUAAGUGGGAAAUAUAAAAGUUAUGAUCUUGACUAUUUACAACAAAAGAAAAUAUGGGAAACUAUAAGUGAGAGUGAACACCAGAAAUCAUAUAAAAAAUCAGGCCUUGUUCACCACCAGAGAAUUCACACUGGAGAGAAGCCCUACAAAUGCAAAAAAUGUGGCAAAGCUCUUAGUCUAAAAUCAAGCCUUAUUCGCCACAGCAGAACUCACACUGGAGAGAAGCCCUACAAAUGUAAAGAAUGUGGCAAAGCUUUUAGUCUAAAUUCACACCUUAUUCGCCACAGCAAAACUCAUACUGGAGAGAGGCCCUACAAAUGUAAAGAAUGUGGCAAAGCUUUUAUUGAAAAAACAUACCUUUUUAGGCACAGAAGAACUCACACUGGAGAGAAGCCCUACAAAUGUAUAGAAUGUGGCAAAAACAGGAUGGGUUACACUGAUGGAUUCUGGUUGGCUUACACAGGACUCAGAGUGCUGCAGCGCCUUACCUUAAUGUCCCCCAUCACCACCACCACCACCACCACCAUCAUCAUCAUCAUUGCCAUCAGCAGAAGCAUCAUAGCACUCUGA
Molecule: messenger RNA, 1752 nt
Organism: Ictidomys tridecemlineatus (thirteen-lined ground squirrel)
Lineage: Eukaryota; Metazoa; Chordata; Mammalia; Rodentia; Sciuridae
Biological process (GO): regulation of transcription by RNA polymerase II
Cellular component (GO): chromatin; transcription regulator complex; PcG protein complex
Molecular function (GO): DNA-binding transcription factor activity, RNA polymerase II-specific; RNA polymerase II cis-regulatory region sequence-specific DNA binding
Source: RefSeq, a predicted model, not a curated record